UAAUUUGGGGAUUUCAUUUCCACGCCCUGAGAUGGUUCAAGGCUGAACCCGCAGAUCAACAAAUUCCUCAUCAGGUCCCUCGUUUGCCUCCUUGAAGAAGCUCCUCUUCGGCUCAAUCGUCAUCACUCUCAAUUCCAAAUCCAUCGAUCACUUGUAGAAAACCCGAUGACACGACGGAAUAUUAUCGUUGCCACUGGGUUGAUAGCCUUUGCAUCUGCUGGAUUAGCCUUUCCCUUUUACAUGGCGUCUUCCAAAAAGCCAGUUAUAGAUCCGGCAAAGCCACUUCCCCCGCAGGCCACUUUUCGAGGUCCUUAUAUAAACACUGGUUCCCGGGAUGUCGGACCCGACCAUCAAACUUACACCAAGAAGUGAUUUAUCUUGAAUGUUGCUAAUGUGCCCUGUCAAAUUUACAGGUUUCUUUUGGAUGCCUACUAUGUUGUGAUGUUAUGUGGUGGCACUCAUAGUUGGGAAUGCAUAAUGUCGGACGCCCAUAUACUACUUCAAACGGUCUUUCUUUCGUUGCCGAAUGAUAAACAUUACAUAAAUGAGAAAAGGAUAGGGAGAGAUUUGAAUACAUGUUUGAGUUUUAUAGUUACAACUUCCACAAUAAUUUUGUAACAAACAUUACGUAAGGUAUCGGUUCGGAAAUC
This is a messenger RNA of Cucurbita moschata (crookneck pumpkin), 650 nucleotides long. RefSeq lists its product as uncharacterized. The transcript has 4 exons. Bases 166 to 372 code for a protein of 68 amino acids. NCBI's taxonomy places the organism in Eukaryota, Viridiplantae, Streptophyta, Magnoliopsida, Cucurbitales, Cucurbitaceae. The record is from RefSeq and is a predicted model, not a curated record.